This is a messenger RNA of Acanthaster planci (crown-of-thorns starfish), 4794 nucleotides long. RefSeq names its product cytochrome P450 2U1-like. Lineage: Eukaryota; Metazoa; Echinodermata; Asteroidea; Valvatida; Acanthasteridae. The record is from RefSeq and is a predicted model, not a curated record.
UGUCGGGAAAUGUACUGCAUACGUUGAGCUGCCAUUUGUUCCAUUUGUUUGGAUUGCAUGCCCCAAUAUCGGAGUUCACGAAAGUGUGCACCUGAGUCUGGGACUGUAUUUUCCUAAUUGUGAUGCUGCUAAAUAAUGUUGUGCACGUUUAUCCCGCAUAGAUACACUGAUGCCUGAACAUCAGGUCGUGAAUUUCAGCCGUUUGUGUUGAUGGUGGCCUUGUUUUCCGAAUCUUCACCCGGUCAUUGUGGCUCAGAAAGGGAGGCGUGUUUUGUGACUCUUCGAAUAGCCUUGCUCGCAGGGGCAAACGACCCAACAAAAGUUUUCGAGCGUGACCCGUGAAAAGAUGUCACUGAACGGGUCCUUGAACGGAGAGAAAAGAGUGUUUUCCUGUCAAUAGAGGAUUCAACCGUGCCUGAUGUGCCAUCGUGCAAAAAAAAAGUGUUUGUAGCAGCGCUACGUGGGGUGAAUAAUGAGGAUUUCUGGAUCAACCGAUAGCACCGGUGGCAUGGCAGUACGGGUGCACGGUUCGAAUCAACGGCUAAUUACGUGCAGGAACACUUCAAUAAAUCAACGGUGAGACUCCAGUAUCGUUUGAUUGCAUAUGGUGCCGAUAGUGCAGGCACCUGGCCGUGUUAAUUCAAGCGGUGAGCCUCCCUGUCCGUUGGCACCGUAUAAGCAGGCAUUUUUCCCACCGCUAAGAGCCGGCCAGCAGCAGCCCACCCCUUGUUUCCGGGAAUAUUUCUGCCCUUCCCUAUGCGACAGAAGUUCUUCUGGUUGGCAUCGACAAUGUUUGUUAAGCUCACGAAAUUUUGCAGUUGAACCUUGCGAAACACGUGGGUGGACCAAUAUUUUUACUUCUUUCAUCUGUGAGUUUGCAAACAAACAGAGGUGUGCUCAUAACCCAAUAUCCAUGGGGGAAAGGCAGCAUAAUAAUUGGUGCGAUAAACCGUUCUUAAUGCGACCUAGCUUGCAUUGAUUACAAACAACAAGCCGAAGUUCAGGUAUUCCCACGAGCACACGGCGGCUGGUCUGAACUUGGACUGGAGGCUCACUUGUAAGUGCAUGGAAACGCAGAUGUCAAUCGGCGCCAGAUCUUGGUUGGUGCAUUUUAGAAGCCCCCACAUUUUCAACGAGAAGGAACCUGCAAAUAAAGAUUGUUUACAAGACCCAUGGGAUUCAAAAUAGCAAACUUUAUCCCAAGCGGUAUACCCUCAAAAGGCCAGACUCAGAAUUAGCUCAGCCAUCAUGUUUUCCACAGUCUCCCGCCUGAUCGUGACCUUUGACAUCUCGAUUUACCUCACCCUCUCCGCUACCCUGCUCAGCGUUGUGCUGCUAUUUGCCUACUACCGGUCCUUCCACCGCGCCAAGUCGCAGCCUGCCAGUCGGCCGUUGCCCGGUCCGCGCGCCUGGCCCCUGAUCGGUAGUAUUCCCGCCAUCGUGUGGUACACCAAAUACUUUGGCCAUCGGGGAUUCACAGAGAUGGCCAGGCGACACGGACCGGUGUUCGGCCUCAAGCUUGCGCCAGGGCAAUUGCUGGUGGUAUUGAAUGACAGGAGUACCAUCAGGGAAGCUUUCAUCGAGCAGGCAUCGAGAAUGACCAACAGACAUCUGCAGGGACUAGUCAAAGUAUCUUUCCCAGUUCAAGGUAGCCUCGCUUGGGAAAAUGGUGAGAUAUGGGCAGCCAGACGACGGUUUAUCCUCCGAGCUUUCCGCACCUUGGGCUACAGUAAGAGGGGCAUCCUGGGCCUGAGGAUUCAGGAAGAAGCCAGAGCGCUGUGUGCCAGUAUAGACAAAUAUGGCGGUCUGCCCUUUGACCCUCGGCACAUUCUCGAGUGCGCAACCUCCAAUCUUUUCUGCGCAAUCGCGCUGGGCGACCGCUACGAGUACGAGAGCCCCCUUUUCUGCUCGCUGGUGCGUAACUCAAAGAUCGUUCUUGACAACCUCUCUGCUGUUUCCAUUGGCAACUGCCUACCGUUCUUGUACCACACGCCGGUCUGUCGGGAGUACCGGGACGCCGUGAUUGGCUUAACGGACUUCAUCCGAGGACUCGUUGACCAGCAUAAAGACACAUAUAACUGCAAUCAUCCUAGGGAUGUCGUUGACCUGUACUUGGCUGAGGUAAAAAGGAGGCGGGAAGAGGGGGAGACGCUGAAGUUUGAAGAAGAGGAUGUGUGGAGGAGUAUGUUGGAUAUCCUCAUCGCAGGGUCUUUUUCGACCGCAACGCAAAUUCUGUGGACGUUACUUUUCAUGACAAAGUACAAAAGUGUUCAGCAAAGGAUUCACGACGAAAUUGACAGUGCCGUCGGCCGGGAAAGGCAGCCCUCUCUCGACGACGGUCCCUUGCUCCCUUUCACGAGGGCUACCCUCUUCGAAAUUCAGCGUUGUCGCAUAGCAACAGUCAGCGUCCCCCAUCUUGCCAGCGGAGAUGCCGUGGUUGGAGGGUGCCUCGUUCCCAAAGGUGCCCAGGUCCUGGCAAACUUUUGGGCUCUGCAUCACGAUCCCCAGGAGUGGGAAGAGCCCGAACAAUUUAAACCCUGCAGGUUUUUAUCCAAAGAUGGGUCUGCGGUUGUUAUGCCGGAGAAUUUCAUGCCUUUUGGAGUAGGUCCCCGCAUGUGCCCAGGAGAACAGUUUGCUAAACACCAAGCCUUCCUACUCUUUGUGUCCAUCAUGCAGCGGUACAGGGUGACAAUACCUACAACAGACCCCAUGCCAGACCUAGAGGGGACAGUAUGCGGGCCUGCCUUGCACCCUGGAAAUUUCCGGAUCAUCGCAGAGCUCAGAUAAGGAGAUUCCAGGUGAACAGCCAGGGGUGGAGUUUAAGACUUUUGCUGGGGGUGGGGAUAUUUCUUUGUUCGUAAAGGAGAGGGGAGUAAUUACAAAUAGUUGAAGCCGACGGUGAAACCAUUCAAACUCUUUGUUUUGUCCUUAAUCGUACAAACAAUUAACUAAGACCCCCCAAAUGGUUUAUGAUUUGUAGGAGGUGAUUGAGCCUUUACACGAAGACCCCCAAAUUUCUACAAAAUACACCAAGCGGGAAGUUGAUCUCCAGCCCCUGGAUCUUAGCCAGCUUUCAUCAUGUUCAUCUGGAAUCUUCGAUAAAAAUUUGUUAGUGAAAAACUCGACGGUAUACCUUAAGGCAGCCUACUCCAUGGUUGUCUCUUUAGUUCUGAAGGCUGCUAUUCUGGGGGUGCCGUUCCGCAAAGAUAGCGUGUCCCAGUGACACCAUCACUUCAGGUUGUGAACCUAGACCACUUGCCUUAUCAGGCUUACGAUGGUGGCAUCUCCUUCCCACACUGUCUUUUAAAGACUGGAUCUACUGCCGCUGUCACUGAAAGAUUAUCUUCCACCUAUUAGGAGCUAUCCACUUCUGCAGUUACCGUACCGGUACCGUGGAUCAUGAUCUCUUGCCUAUAAGGUGCUCCCUAGACUAAUGGUAUCGCCGGGGUGUCUUUCGUUCCCUCAACCGCCUUCCAGACCAGCCCUCUGCCCCUGGGAUGGCUGUUAGUACUCCUGUGCUCAUUGCCUUUUGUCAGCUCCAGAGAACACUCCUGCUGUAUUAUAGUACUGCGUUGGGGGCGCCAGUGUAGCUGCCGACAACCCCACCAUGAAAUAAAUGUUACAGGCUUACAUGGUACCAGUACUGAUUCACAUUUAUGCGCUGCAUUAUACUUUGAUGUAAGUAUUCGAAAUAUUUGAUCAGGGAAAUUCUCUGUAAGUAAAUGGUAAGUAUACGUACAUGUAUAUAGAAAUUAAAUUACCUCUUUUCAAUUUUUGUUUUAGCAUAUUUUUUUUUGAUUUUCUGGUAAAACUGGUGCUUGUGGUGAGUAUGGCUCAGUAUUCGAGCGAUUCAGGGAAGUGCGUCUCUAAGAGCUUGCAGCGCGUUGGCCAAUUACAAUCCACGAAAUCUGUCGACCGUUUCCAAACGCACGUUGGGUCGACAGAUUUGAUGAUUAUGCUUGGCCAGUACGUUGCAAACUCUUGGAGCCGCUCUUUUGUUAAAUGCCCAUAAGGACGAAAGGAACCUGUCCAAGGAGCCAUAUUGACACUGGAAAGCUUCUACAAAUUUGACAUAAUGCGGGCUUUCAAUUUGAUACUUCACCGACAAAGUCUGAAACUUUGUAACAUUAACUUGCAAUGUUAUUUUUACAGAUUGGCUAAAAUGUACAGCAAAUCAGGAUUUCAACCCUUAAAAAGUAAAUGUUCACAUCCCUUCUUUUUACUUAAAGUUAUUUUCGUUUUUAGAUAGGAUGACUUUUUCCUACUCGUUUAAGUGUAAUGUAGAUCAGAAUUCUCCUUUUAAAGGUCACAAUAGUUUUAGGAGUUGAGAAGCCCUUGGUGUAAAUACUGUAGACGUUGUGUGCAAACAUUCUGUUAAUUGGACCUAUAAACAACUUUGUUGUACUAUUUGGUGUAGUUAAAAAAAUAUCUAUCUUAAAGUUACCUUUUAGAACAUGAGACACGUUUCAUCUAAAAACUACUUUUGUAGAUUACAGGUUGAAAUUUAGAACGGGUACAUAAAUCAGUUUCUGAAAAUUAAUUUUUGUGUGUACUUACAUAGUCCAUGAUGUAGAUAUUGGUGUAGGCCUAUGUUAAAGUUCAUUUAUUAUUACCUCCAAGAAUCAACACCAAAAAGACCUUUCCAUUCUAAAUAUGUCAUUUUACAUGAAAAUAACAAAAUAAACGCAUCGGCGACGGUCACCUACAUUUAUAAAAGAUAUAUCGGUGAUUUUAGAGAAGUACGCUGGAACGCCAUGAAAGGAUAAAUAAACUGUGGUUCUUGGUCUCAAAAAA